Molecule: messenger RNA, 4811 nt
Organism: Silurus meridionalis
Lineage: Eukaryota; Metazoa; Chordata; Actinopteri; Siluriformes; Siluridae
Gene: pik3cg
Product: phosphatidylinositol-4,5-bisphosphate 3-kinase, catalytic subunit gamma
Exons: 11
Coding region: 681-3998 (1105 amino acids)
Biological process (GO): cell migration; phosphatidylinositol 3-kinase/protein kinase B signal transduction; phosphatidylinositol-mediated signaling
Cellular component (GO): phosphatidylinositol 3-kinase complex, class IB; phosphatidylinositol 3-kinase complex, class IA; cytoplasm
Molecular function (GO): 1-phosphatidylinositol-3-kinase activity; 1-phosphatidylinositol-4-phosphate 3-kinase activity
Source: RefSeq, a predicted model, not a curated record
AGAGGACAGGGGGUAUGGAGACGGAUGAUCCGCUGUGGCGACCCCUAAUGGGAGCAGCCGAAAACAGAAGAAGAAGAAGAAGAUUAUAAUUAAGCAACCUUCUUUUUUGGAACAAAGGUGUUGCAACACAAUCAGCCACUAGGUGGCACUAAAGGACCAUUCAAAAUUGUCGGGGAUUUUAGAGUGGACAUGAGAAUUAGAGGCACGACAGUAAUAACAACAGAAAUAAAACAAUAAAAAAUGAUAUAAGACAAAAAGAAAGAAAAUAGAAAAAAAAUGUAUCCUAUAAUUUUUCCUCUUGUUAAUUCUGUAAAUAAGGACUACUGUUAUUAGCGUUGUGAACCAAAAUGGCGGAAUAUGAAAGUAGACUCGAGGAGAAAGCGAUCAGACUUAGGUCAUUAAAUGAAAUCGGAUCAAUGAAGCAACAAAAAUAAACAACAUUUGGGUGUCAAAUGAGAAACAAAAAUGAGCAGCUCGGAAACUUCCCAGUAGCCAACGAGCCGCUGAUGACGUCAUCUGCCCAGGGGCGGGGGGGGGAAUGCUGAAAGUGCCACUUGUGUGACAGAUCAGAGAGGAAACUUCAGAAAGAGACCGUGUUUCUGGCGCUGAUCGGACCCCCUUGUUCGCACCCAUGUCUGGGACUCGGUCUGUCCGCCGUGUUUCUGCUGAACGCAUUGGUUAUGGAGCAGCACGGAAGUGAUGACGAAUCACCGGUAGUUUUUCGAGGUGAAACCCGGAGGAGAAGGAGGAAAAUGAAAGCGUUCACUUCAAAUUCGUCAGCAGCAAUGGAUCAUUUAACAUUGGAGUUCGUGCUUCCUACGACUAACAAAACGACCAAAAACCCCGACACUCUGCAGUUGGAUGUGAUCGGGAACUGGACGGUAGGGCAGGUAAAAGGACAGCUGUGGCUGAAGGCAGUCACAACCAAUAUGUGCCCUGAAUUCUACCAGAAAUACUCACCAGAACACUGCAUCCUGCUCUACCAAAAGAAAGGCAGCUGGUGUGAGAUCUAUGACAAGCACCAGGUGUUUCAGACCCUGGACUGCAUUCGCUACUGGAAAGCACUUAAAAAGGAUGUUGGAAAAAUCUAUCUGGUUUUAAAGCCGCAGCCUUCUGAAGAAUUCAUCCAAUACCAGAAAUUUCUAAGUCAUCUAAUAGGGUAUGAUGUCACGGAUGUCAGCAACGUUCAUGACGAUGAGCUGGAGUUCACGAGAAGGAAGUUACUUACAACCAGAAAAAUCGAACUGAUUGACCGCGAUCCCAAACUUUACUCAAUGGAUCCCUGGAUCACCACCAAACAGUUACCUGAUUACCUGCUGAGUAAGAUCACUAACAACCACAUCCUAGUUGUGAUACACAAAGACACCUCAAGUCAGACAAUAAAGGUAUCAAUUGACGACACACCGUUUCAGGUUCUUCAGAGUUUUUUUAUUAAGGCUACAAACAAGAGGGCGUUGCUCGGCAUACCUGAGGAUGUCAGUGAGUCCGAUUUUGUUCUGAGGGUUUGUGGAAGAGAAGAAUAUCUCUUUGGGAACUAUCCUAUCAAAGAUUUUCACUGGAUCAGACAGUGCCUCAAAAGUGGAGAAGAGAUCCAUUUGGUGCUUGAAUCUCCUCCAGAUCCUGAGCUAGAUGUGGUCCCGAAGGAGGAUUGGUCACAGGUGGAUGACUGCACUGGUGUGGCUGGUACUCAUGAGCAAUUGACGAUUAAUGAGAAAGACCAUGAGAAGGUGUUCACUGUCUCACUCUGGGACUGCAAUCGCAAGUUCAGAGUCAAAAUCCUGGGGAUUGACAUACCAGUGCUGCCUCGUAAUUCAGAACUCAUUGUCUUUGUGGAGGCCAGUAUUUUCCAUGGGCAGCAGCUGCUCGCUCAGGAGAGAACAUCCUCGAAGCCUUUCAUGGAAGAGGUGCUGUGGAAUACCUGGCUUGAUUUCAACAUCAAAAUUAAAGAUUUACCCAAAGGUGCUCGGCUGAAUCUGCAGGUUUCGUGUGGCAAAGCACAAACGCAGACCUCCAAAGACUGCGCUUCGUACGACAGCAAAAACAAGAGAGAGAAACUUCUCUACUACGUAAACCUGCUGGUGGUGGACCAUCGGUCUUUACUUAGGCAGGGCGAGUUCAUCCUGCACAUGUGGAAGAUGCCUGAGAAGAGCGAGGAUAACAGUAACGUAAAUGCCGAUAAACUCACAUCUGCCACCAAUCCGGACAAAACCAGUUCCAUGGCGAUUGCAGUGCUACUAGACAAGUAUUGCUACCCAGUUGCUUUGCCUAAGAGCCGGGAGUCGAGAGAUGCCUCAGAAAUAGAAGGGGAACGAGGGAAAAGGGAGAUGCCAAACCAUUUACGCAAGCAGUUCGAUCAAAUUGUCACUACAGACCCUCUGCAUCCACUCAGUGCAGAGGACAAGGAACUGCUCUGGCAUUUCAGGCUGGAGUGUGUGCGCCAUCCUGCAGCCUACCCUAAGUUUCUUGGUUCAGUAAAGUGGGGAAAACAGGAAGCCGUCACGAUCACACACCAACUCCUAGAGAGAAGCACCGCAUGGGACCGGAGCCCUCUGGAUGUGGGUUUAGCUAUGCAGCUAUUGGAUUGCCACUUUUCUGAUGCAAAUGUCCGCACUAUGGCUGUCAGGAAAUUGGAGACCCUCGGUGACGAUGAUGUCCUUCGGUACCUUUUGCAGCUGGUUCAGGCUGUGAAGUUUGAACCCUAUCAUGACAGUGCACUUGCCAGGUUUCUCCUCAAGCGUGCUCUCAGGAGCAAACGAAUUGGACAUUUCCUGUUCUGGUUUUUGCGGAGUGAGAUAGCUCAGUCCAUGCACUACCAACAGAGGUAUGCCGUUAUUUUAGAGGCUUACUUACGAGGCUGUGGAGAUGCCAUGCUGCAGGACUUCAGGAAGCAGGUGGAAAUUACCGAGGCACUACAGAAGGUCACCCGUGAGGUUAAAGCCAUAUCUGCUGAGAAAUAUGAUGUGUCAGCACAAGUUGUUUUUCAGCUACGCCAGAAACUGGAAUGUCUGCAAAUGCAGGGUUUACCUGACAGCUUUAAAGUACCUUAUGAUCCCAGCCUGCGAGCUGGAGCACUGGUGAUUGAGCAAUGCAAAGUAAUGGCAUCCAAAAAGAAACCCUUGUGGCUGCAGUUUAAACGAGCUGACCCCACCACUCUGUCCAGCGAUACCAUCGGGAUCAUUUUCAAGGAUGGAGAUGACCUUCGUCAGGACAUGUUAAUUCUACAGAUUUUGUUGAUCAUGGAGUCUAUAUGGGAGACAGAAUCGCUGGAUUUGUCUUUAUUGCCUUAUGGUUGUAUUUCCACUGGAAAUAAAAUUGGAAUGAUUGAGAUAGUGAAGGAUGCUGCCACCAUUGCAAACAUCCAGCAAAGCACUGUGGGGAAUACUGGAGCUUUUAAGGAUGAAGUGUUGAACCAGUGGCUUCGAGACAAAUGUUUGAAUGAGGAGAAGUAUCAACAGGUGGUGGAGCGCUUUGUGUAUUCCUGUGGAGGCUACUGUGUAGCAACCUACGUCCUGGGGAUUGGUGAUCGUCAUAAUGACAACAUCAUGAUCACUGAAUCUGGUAACCUUUUCCACAUUGACUUUGGACACAUUCUGGGAAACUACAAGAGCUUUCUGGGAAUAACGAAGGAGAGGGUCCCUUUUGUUUUAACACCUGACUUUCUCUAUGUCAUGUGCACCACAGGAAAGAAGACAAGCCCCAAUUUCCUCAUGUUCCAGGACAUUUGUGUGAAGGCCUAUCUGGCUCUGCGCCAUCACACCAACUUGCUUAUUAUUUUGUUCUCGAUGAUGCUGAUGACUGGCAUGCCCCAGCUGACCAGCAAGGAGGACAUAGAGUACAUCAGAGAGGCUCUGACUGUGGGCUGCACAGAAGAAGUGGCUCAGAAACACUUUCUGGAUCAGAUUGAAAUCUGCCGGGACAAGGGCUGGACGGUUCAGUUCAACUGGUUCCUACACUUGGUGCUUGGCAUUAAACAAGGUGUGGAAAAAAGAUCAGCUUGAGCCAAGUAUUACAGAAAAAGACACCAUGAAACAGUGUUUUUGAAGUGUAUUUUAUCAGAUUCAUUUUUAUAUCACGGUUUUAUUUUUUUUUUUGCAUUUCCUCUUGUCACUUGCUUUGCUGCGUUGCCUAAACGAGAUUAUUUUUCACUUAUCAGUUACAAAGCCGUAAUGAAAAUAAUGGAAAUUGGUUGAGUGAACAUGCAUGUCAUUGCUACUUCUUGCUUAAUAUUUGUAACUUUGAAUUGUGUCUCAGACUUUUAACUCUGAGGUUUAUCCAGUUUUUUUUUUUAUCCUACAAAUUACACAAUAACACGUUGUCAGGUCAGAACUCAGUCCUUUCCAAAAUGUUCGCUUUGUUAAAGUUUAAUGUUACUGUCAUUCCAACAGAUAUGUGCAGUUUUAGAGGGCACAUGGCUUUUAAGUUGCAUGUGUAAUACAAAAGGUAUGUUUAUGUAUAACAUUAUAAUUAUUAGUAGAAUGUAAUGGAGGAGAGUUUGUAUGAUUUGUGUCUCUCUCAUUUUUUAGCUGAGAACCCUGACCAUAAUCUCAUGUAGUGUAUGUAGCUUAUGAAAGACCAAAAAAUGUUUAUUAUCAGUCUAACUGCUCAGUUGUAUAAAUGAGAUCAUUGUAAACUGCUUCUAACAAAUGCCCUAAAUAUUAAUGUAAUGUAAUCUUACCAACCAAUGCCAUAUUACCAUUGUUACAUUGGCAUUAAGCAAACACACAUGUCCACCCCUAUACAUCGCUUUGCACAGGGACGAUAAAUGUUUUGCAUAAUGUCUAUAGAAGAAUAAAUGUCUAUAUUAGUCCCAA